AUGGCACAACCGGUGCCUCAUCAGACGGCGGAUAAGAGGCGCGUCAAGGUCUACGAGCUCCGCCACAAUGACUGGUUCGACCGCGGCACCGGCUUCUGCUGCGCAUGCCUCGUGCAGGUUGAAGAAGGCCAGCCGAAAGAGCCUCGCGUGAUUGUCGAGUCCGAAGAUCACCCCAACCGACGACUACUUGACACGAAGAUCGUUAAGGACGAUGGCUUCCAAAAACAGCAAGGCAUGCAGUGCCCCGGCUGCUGUUGUGAUACUUUAAUCGUGUGGACCGACAAUGGUGUCGACAUGGCACUGAGCUUUCAGGAGGCCGAUGGAUGCGCCGCAAUUUGGAGGUUUAUCGAUGGGGUUCAGCAAACGGUCCAAGGUGGGAUGACCUGUCCAGACGACAGCAGCCUCUCGGAUGAUUUGACCAUGGAGAUGGCAGCCUCGAUCCAGCUCCCGCCCGCCGACUUGGGCUCGUUGCCCGAGUUGGACAUGGCGAUCCGCAACCUAUCACAGUCCCCUGCCGGCCGCGACGCCCUAGCGAAAACGAUCAUGAACGAAGACUACAUCAGCAAGCUGAUCCCACUCGUGGAGAUGGCUGAGGACCUUGAGAGCUUGGACGACCUUCAUCGGUUGUGCAACAUCAUGAAAACGAUUCUGCUACUGAACGACACCGCGAUCAUCGAGCAAGCCGUGUCGGACGAGUGCGUCCUGGGGGUCGUGGGCGCGCUGGAGUACGAUCCUGAUUUUCCGACCCACAAGGCAAAUCACCGGCAGUGGUUGCACGACCAGGGCCGGUACAAGGAGGUCGUUAAGAUUCAGGACGAGCAGGUCCGCCGCAAGAUCCACAUGACAUAUCGGUUGCAGUAUCUCAAGGACGUCGUGCUUGCCCGCAUACUCGACGACCCAACCUUCUCCGUGCUCAACUCGCUCAUCUUCUUUAACCAGGUCGAUAUCGUCCAGCACCUACACACCACUCCCGGAUUCAUGCACGAACUGUUCUCUAUCUUUCCAAAUCCCCAUGAGCCCCCCUUGCGAAAGAAAGAGGCGGUGCUCUUUAUCCAGCAGUGUUGUGCCAUUGCGAAGAACCUUCAACCGCCAGCCCGCCAGGGCUUGUAUGUGCACUUUCUCAAAGAAGGCCUUCUCCCCGCCAUCAACUAUGGUAUGCGCCACCGGGAUGUGUCGGUGAGAGUCGGCGCAACAGACAUCCUAGUCUCCAUGAUUGACCACGACCCGUCGCUGGUUCGACAAACGGUCUACGAACAGAUCCACAAACGUUCACUACCGCUAACAGACACUUUGAUUGAUCUUCUUCUCGUCGAGGUUGACCUGGGUGUCAAGUCGCAGAUCUCAGAAGCACUCAAGGUUCUUCUGGACCCAGGUCCGUCUCCCAUGCAGCAGCAGCAGCAACAGCAACAACAACAGCAACAACAACAGCAACAACAACAGCAACAACAACAGCAACAACAGCAGCAGGAGCCCCGAGGAGAGCUUGUAACUGGGCAGCCCAGGCUCAGGGCGCAGCCGAUGAUGGACCCUCAGCACGACGUGUUCUUGACGCACUUCUACGAGAACUCGGCCGUCCGGUUGUUCAAGCCCCUCCUCGACCUCGAGGGACGAACGGAGAUGAAAUUCGGUCCGUCGGAGGAAGGAGUCUUCAGCUGCCUGAACGACAUUCUCUGCUACUACAUCCAGCGCCACAACCACCGCAGCAAGUUCUUCGUCCUCACACAUAAUAUCCCUUCGCGGUUUGUUCAGUUGCUCGCGUGCAAAGAGAAGCAUUUGCAGCUCGUUGCGGUGCGCUUCUUCCGGCACCUUGUGAUAAUGCAAGACGAGUUCUAUCUUAAGCAGAUGGCCGACAAGCAGGUGCUCGGGCCGAUCCUCGACGUCCUGCUGCAGACGCUGCCGCGGGACAAUCUCCUCUGCUCGGCGUGUCUAGAACUCUUCAUGCUAAUCGACAAGGAAAACCUCAAAGACCUGAUCAAGCAGAUGGUGGAAAACUACCGCGAGAAGAUGAUGGCACUUGCCUAUAUCGACACCUUCGGUGGUAUGCUCCGCCGCUACGACGAGACACAGGGCUUUACGACGGGCAUCGACCCAUACUUUGAGUCCGAAGAUGAGCUGCCCAGACGAGCGCUGAAUGGGGCUCCGCGGGGCAUGAUGGAGCACCUUGUCGUCGAUCAGGCGCAGGAAGACUACUGGAACAUGUCGGACGACGAAGACGACCUGCCAAGCAGCCAACACGGCGCCGAGGAGAUGUCGCUAGGGAUACCGAACCGUAGCGCUACAGGCUCAAAACCACUGGUCGAGUACAACUCGGACGAGGAGGAUGACACGGAUGACUCAGGCGGAGACGCGGUCAUGACACCAGCCGAGACGCGAUCCCCUGCUUCGACCGCAACAGGGAAGGAUCUCGUCUUUCGAGAAGACCCAGCAACCGCCAGAGCCGACCCGACAAGCACACCAGCGUUAGCUGCCGCCGCCGCCGCCGCAGCAGCAGCAGCAACAAGCUCGCCGCCGGAACGACUGUCAGAGAAACGGCGGCGUGAGGAGGACGAGGAUGAUGCGCUCGAGAAGCUGACGCAGCAUAAGAGGAGGAACAGCAGUAGCGUGGCGGGGAAUGCCGCUGCUGUAACGCCGUCUGUAUCCAUGCUCAGGAAAACCAGGAGCUUUUCUGGUGGUAACAGCGGGGGUAUUGCUGGGAGAGGGGGGAGCCCGAAUGGUAGUACUGGUGUUGCUGGCCCCGGAGGGCUAAGGAAGAUCGCGAUCAGCAUCUCACCCACGGUAAAAAACGCCGCGGCGUUGAAGUCGGUUGGGGAGGAGGGUGGCGGCGGCGGCGGUACUGGAGGCGGAGGAGAGUAG
Messenger RNA from Chaetomium strumarium, 2853 nucleotides. RefSeq names its product component of IIS longevity pathway SMK-1-domain-containing protein. The record is from RefSeq and is a predicted model, not a curated record. Gene Ontology annotation, molecular function: protein phosphatase activator activity. The coding region runs from base 1 to 2853 and encodes 950 amino acids. NCBI's taxonomy places the organism in Eukaryota, Fungi, Ascomycota, Sordariomycetes, Sordariales, Chaetomiaceae. The transcript has 5 exons. Gene Ontology annotation, cellular component: nucleoplasm; protein phosphatase 4 complex. Gene Ontology annotation, biological process: DNA damage response; protein dephosphorylation.